ACCACUCCUAUUUAGCAAAAAUCUCAGACUUGGAGGGACUUGGGGUUCGGUCUCCGAUUUUGAGAUAGUUAUGUCGUCGGAGAAGGAAGCUUUAAGUUCUACAGCUAAUCGUAAAUUAUCGUGUACCACUUGCUUCGAUGAUCUCUGGUUCUGCUACUCCCCGGUUCAUCAAAUGCAGCAGUAUUACAGGCUUGGUGUUCUUGAUAAUUGUUCCGACAAAUGGAAAGCAUUGGUUGACUGCUUAAUGCUCAAGACCAAACCCAAUUCUCAAGUCCAGGAAGUUCUGGAAAUUCGUGAGAAAUCGAAGUCACAUAUCUGGACUUUUCGGACGCCAGAAGAAGCUUCAGAUAACUGGGAAGAACUUUAUGGUCAUUUGGACGAGAGCAAGUUUAGGACUACCGUCGCACAGAGUAGUGGGAACUACUCCCAUUUAAAAUGAAAUUAUAGACUAUGUAUUUUCGGGAAUACAUAGGCAUAAUAUUAAUAUUAUUUUUUUCUCUCUCUCUUUAAGAAGCAUUUCA
Messenger RNA from Gastrolobium bilobum, 521 nucleotides. RefSeq lists its product as uncharacterized. The record is from RefSeq and is a predicted model, not a curated record. NCBI's taxonomy places the organism in Eukaryota, Viridiplantae, Streptophyta, Magnoliopsida, Fabales, Fabaceae. The coding region runs from base 71 to 439 and encodes 122 amino acids. The transcript has 3 exons.